Polistes dominula (European paper wasp) is the source of this 630-nucleotide messenger RNA. It is a transcript of the gene Rps14, whose product is annotated as ribosomal protein S14. The record is from RefSeq and is a predicted model, not a curated record. Gene Ontology annotation, biological process: translation. Gene Ontology annotation, molecular function: structural constituent of ribosome. NCBI's taxonomy places the organism in Eukaryota, Metazoa, Arthropoda, Insecta, Hymenoptera, Vespidae. Gene Ontology annotation, cellular component: ribosome.
CUAGACAACAUAUUAUGAAAUGCUCCCUAGCGCUGCAUAUUAGAAUUAAAGAAAUUCUUUUCGUGCAUCGGAUUUCGAGUACCUUGUGCUAGAAAUUGUAUAAGUUUUACAAAGAUGCCACCUAAACGAGGAAAGGUUCAAAAGGAAGAAGUGCAGGUCUCCCUUGGUCCACAAGUUCGUGAGGGAGAAGUAGUUUUUGGCGUUGCUCAUAUCUUUGCAAGUUUUAAUGACACGUUUGUCCACGUGACUGAUUUAUCUGGAAGAGAAACCAUAGCUAGAGUAACUGGUGGUAUGAAAGUAAAAGCUGACCGUGAUGAAGCUUCUCCAUACGCAGCUAUGCUUGCAGCACAGGACGUUGCAGAAAAAUGCAAAUCCCUUGGUAUCACAGCGCUACAUAUUAAGUUGAGAGCAACGGGUGGAAACAAAACAAAAACACCUGGACCUGGUGCACAAUCUGCAUUGCGUGCUCUUGCACGUUCUAGUAUGAAAAUUGGUCGCAUUGAAGAUGUUACUCCUAUUCCAUCAGAUUCGACUCGUAGAAAGGGUGGUCGUCGUGGUCGCAGAUUGUAAAUGAUCUUAUAUGCAUACAUGGUUAAUUCAUUUUCAAUAAUAAAAAUAUAAAAAAAUACA